AUGGGUUUGGAGUAUGUCGACUCUAGCCAUGAUAAAAGCGGCUCCGACGUGCAGCUAUACAGCGGCAGAUGCAUCGAAAACCUAGUUGAGGACGUCGACGCCAGGGCAAGCCACCAUGAUAAUAAUCUGGAAGCCAAUAUCGAGCGGACCAAAUGGAAGCCGGACGUCAAGGAGUGGCUUAUGAUUAUAUCCGCCUGUCUGCUAGUGACGAUGGAUGCCUUGAAUGUGACCGUGCUCAUACCCCUGAUACCAGUGCCAUUGGGCGGGAUACUAUGGAUCGAGACCUCGUACCUCAUCGCCAGCGCUACGGGCCAAGCCCUUUUCGCCAUGCUCACAGACCUCAUUGGCGCAGGCCCGAUCAUCCUUUCCGCUGUGGUCCUCGCCACAGCCGGGACGGGCGUCUGUAGCGGCUCGAUGAACCUGGCCAGCCUUAUCGCUGGCCGGUUUGUGCAGGGAAUAGGAGGGGGCGCAGUGAUGGCUUAUUCGCUGCUGGUCAUGGCCGAUAUCAUCCCUGACAUGUACUUGGGCCACUACUCCGGGUACCUCUUCCAGGCUCGCAUCGUCGGGUCUAUGCUCGGCCUGGUUCUGGGAGGACUAUUCAGCGACUAUACCUCGAGGAUCUGGGCUUUUUACGCCAGCUUUGCUUUCUGCGCACUAGGGCUCCUCGUCAUCCCGUUCGCCGUGGACCUGCGUGGCCGCCGCAGCAUCUCCAUGCGCAAACUUCGCAACCUGGGCUGGCUGAGUAUCGUCCUCAGCCUUCUGGGAAUGGCUUGCCUGCUCAUCGGCUUAAGCUGGGGAGGCACCUUCUACCCGUGGUCCAGCUGGCGGGUGCUCGUGCCUCUGUGCAUCGGGGCGGGCGUGAUCCUCCUCGUGGUCCUCUACGAAAGCGUCUGGGCGACGCGGUCGAUCUUCGCCGCCGCAGACUUCCAAUCCCUCCCGCGCGCGAUGAUGUAUCUCAGCAGUUUCCUGCAUGGAUUCUCGCUCCUAUCCCACCUCCUCAACCUACCCAUGUACCUCAUCUUAAUCCAAGGCAUCAUCCCAACCCUAACAGGCCUCAGCCUACUCACCGUGACCGCCCCAUCCCUCCCAGCGCUCUACCUAAUCUCCAACUGGUCCCUCCUGCACCGUCCCCGCACAAUCCGAUGGAUCAUCCGCGCCGGCUGGGCCAUCAGCGUACUCGCCUCAUGCGCCUUCAUCACCCUGGACAUGCACACCGAACCACAAGCCUGGGUCUUCAUCUUUCUGGCCACAGGAAUAUGCCACGCCCUGCUCAUCCCAGGCUACCACCGCUGCCUCCAACACCGCCCACCCGCAACCACCGCGCCCCACGACCGCUGGAAACCCGACAACAACAGAACCAGCACCACAAAAAACACCCCCACCGAAGUCUCCAAACCAGGAAUACUAAUGUACUCCAUCCUCCAAACAUGGGGCAUGUGCAUCGCCGUCCCUGUAAGCGGAGCAAUCAUCCUAGGCCAGGUCGUCCGCGAGAUGAGCGAUCAACGCGGCGGUGGAUCCGGUACCGGACCCGAGUCCCAGGAGAUGCAGGCACUGCGCGCCAUGUACAUGGAUGGACUGCAGGCGCUGUGGCGGGUGUUGUUGGGGGUUUCGGCUUUGGGCGGGUUGUGUAGUUGUUUUGCGCGGUAG
This is a messenger RNA of Aspergillus homomorphus CBS 101889, 1647 nucleotides long. Its product is annotated as MFS general substrate transporter. Gene Ontology annotation, biological process: transmembrane transport. NCBI's taxonomy places the organism in Eukaryota, Fungi, Ascomycota, Eurotiomycetes, Eurotiales, Aspergillaceae. Gene Ontology annotation, molecular function: transmembrane transporter activity. The coding region runs from base 1 to 1647 and encodes 548 amino acids. The transcript is spliced from 4 exons. The record is from RefSeq and is a predicted model, not a curated record.